Molecule: messenger RNA, 1248 nt
Organism: Emiliania huxleyi CCMP1516
Lineage: Eukaryota; Haptophyta; Isochrysidales; Noelaerhabdaceae
Exons: 2
Coding region: 94-1098 (334 amino acids)
Molecular function (GO): thyroxine 5'-deiodinase activity
Source: RefSeq, a predicted model, not a curated record
CUCGACACUAGGAUUCCUACCGCUCGCGACGCGGUAGGCAAGGUAGCGUGGGCGAGCUCCGUCGGAGGCGGCGACGCCGACGACAAGCUCCUGAUGGCGACCAGCCUGCUGCGUUCAACGCUGCAGCGCGAACCAGCCGGUUCGUUCUGCGCGUGCCGCGGUGGCGGGCUCGACGGCUCUGCGAUCCGGCUGGCGCUGCACAGCUGGCCCGGCCUCUGGAGCGUCCUCGUGCGGGUGGCGGAGGUGGUCUGCGGGACGGUGUAUGAGGUCGUGUUCAAUCCUGGCCCGCGUGGUGUGAUGAAGUUGCCGAGGUUGCACACGCUGCUGGCGGCGGCGAUUCGGCACCAGGUGAUCAGCCUCGCAAAGGUUGGCGAUGGCGUCGCUGACGCCACCUAUGAGGAGGUGCAGGCCUUCGAGGAGGUGGCGUGGAAGGUGAACCGGCCAGAGCAAUGGGACUCGUUUCGCGCGCACCGCCCCUACUCCCUCAAGGGCUACCACAGCCGGGCUCCAGACGUCGGCGCCCCGGCGCCCGACGGCGUCGUCCACUCGCUCUCUUCGGGCGCAGAGAUGCGGCUGCUGUCGACUGCGCGUGCCGUCGCCGGCAGCAGCAGCCUCGUCGCCCUCUCCUUCGACUCGCUCAGCUGCCCCGUCUGGCGCGGCUUUGCCGGCGCUGAGUUGCAUCGGAUUGCGCGCUCGUUUGGCGUGCCCGUCCUCCACGUCUACAUGGCAGAGGCGCACCCGGACGACGCCUUUCCCUCACCGAUGCAAGGGCCGGUGGCGCUCGCGAGCGAGCUAAGGCGGCACCGUGACCUCGAGGAGCGGAAGGCGGCCGCUGGGCGCGCCCAAGCCUUCCUCACGCACAAGGUUGGUCGCCCCGUGGUGUUGGUCGCGGACGGGAUGGGGGACGCACUCGAGGAGGCGUACGAGGCGCGGCCCUUCCGGAUGUUCAUCCUCGACGUGAGCAGGCCGGACGCGUGCGUGGUGGCGCACAAGACUGGGCUCGCGCCCUUCAACAUGGGCGCGAAAUUCGCCGAGCUCCGCGCCUUCCUCUGCUUGUGGCGGAGCCGCGCGAGAAGCGGGGCCGGGCGGUCCGCUUAGACCUUAGUUCGUUUCGCGAAACGGUGACGGAGAGCCUCGCCGCAUAGCGGACAAACUUGGUGUCUGAUGUGUGUGAUCAGAGAUCACACGCAUCAAUCUAACAAUCACCUGCUGCUUUUGACGGUGAUUGUAAAAUGAUCUGGUUGGGUA